Messenger RNA from Daldinia caldariorum, 1693 nucleotides. RefSeq lists its product as uncharacterized. The record is from RefSeq and is a predicted model, not a curated record. Bases 446 to 1549 code for a protein of 367 amino acids. NCBI's taxonomy places the organism in Eukaryota, Fungi, Ascomycota, Sordariomycetes, Xylariales, Hypoxylaceae. The transcript has 2 exons.
UUGGAAACGGCCGUUGGAUUAUGGUUCCCUGUAGCUAUUUCAGUGGCUAUAAAGACCUAAGAGGUCUUCGAAAGCUAGGUACGUAUUUUCGAAAAAAGUUAUGGAAGUGGAGAAUAUUUCCUGGGCCGAUAUCUCUAGAGAUACAACCAAUGAAACAUUUCUUCAACGAUGCACCCAAUAAAAACCUCCCAACUUCAGCUCGGACCGCUGUCCCCUUUUGGCUGAGGUGUUGGUCAACUGGAAGGUGGCUAUGGUUUACAAGACGACCUUGCUUGAUACCCUAUCCCGAAUAAAUUCGGGCAUUCUCAGCUGCUCAAGGCCUAAUCAUACCUAUUUAAGGCAACAAUAAUCACUAACUUAACAAAUGAAAAACGCCUUCUUUCUCGUUCCCUAACAGAUUUCAACGCAGUACCAGCUGGUCAUUCCGAACUCAACUUUGGGCACAAUGACGAAUUUAGUUGAGCCGUCUCGGCAGUUUGAUCUUGAAGGGGAUGUCCUACUUACCCUUCAUAGCCCGAACGCGCCGUUCGCCGUUUGGGAUCGAAGCUGGCUCGAGAAAGAUCAUUCUUCUGUUCCAGAGCAGGAUAAUACUGAAACUUCGUGUCACACUUCGAGCCCUGACCUGUUAGAACAAGGAUCUCCCGCAUCAGAACAACUUCCCGACUCGACACACAAAGUACAAUUUCUAGUCUCGUCGAAACAUUUGCGCCUAGCCUCUAAAUUCUUCAACGCCCUUUUUCGCAAUUCAUGGAAAGAAACAACAUCGAAAUCUCCAGAUGGUCUCUGGUGCGUAGAUGCUUGCGACUGGGACGAAGUGGCUAUGACGAGACUUAUGGCAGUCAUCCACCAUCAGAACCGCAAGCUUGAUGAACGCAUAUCCGUUGAAGAACUCGCCAAGUUUGCCGUUGUCGUCGACUAUUACAAAUGUCACGAGGCAGUUCUGCCGUGGUCGGAGAAAUGGAUCAACAAUCUAUGGGAUCCUACGAAGUGGGAUUAUCUUGAUCGGGGCAUCGACUUCUUCAGCUUCUUCGACUACGAGGACAAAUUAACCUUAUGGAUUCUGAUUAGCCAGGUAUUCGAGAAAAAGGACAUGUUCCGGGCGAUAACACGGGUAGCCAUGAUACUAUGCCGAGGGGAAUUGCCAACUUUGGGAUUGCCAAUCGUGGCGACUGCGAAAGCAUUCGACGCGAAGAGAAAGGUAUUCCUGGAUCAGAUGUUUAACUCCUUAUACGGCCUUCUAGGUAGCUUACGCGAUCGCAAGGCCGGGUGCACCCUUGAAUGCUCGUCAAUGUUGCUAGGCGCGCUGUGCAUUGAAUUGCAUCGUAUAGGAAUCAUGGAUGAUCAAUGGCGUCUCUUGGGUUAUCCAUAUGCCGGACAGAGCGUGCAAUCGACAAUUUCGCUGAUUGCGUUCUUUACUAUGCCUAAAUGCAUGCAUGCCCCUUUAAAAACAGCGCAUGCAUGCCAACUGGUACGUGGUAUCGCCUUGGACGUGAAAAAGAUCGAAGGUCUUGAGCUGCAUAACAUCAUAAGGUUAGAUGCACAGGAUUAGUUGAUGAUAGGAGACAAACCGUUCUAUAGAUGGGCCUCAGUGUUGACAUAUAUAUGGAACGAUGUUCGUGUAAGAUAUCCAGGUACCUAGGGUAGCUGUGUAAUAUAAGUCAGAGGGCAAUUUUACGAACUUCACAAGAACUUU